Molecule: messenger RNA, 1392 nt
Organism: Melozone crissalis (California towhee)
Lineage: Eukaryota; Metazoa; Chordata; Aves; Passeriformes; Passerellidae
Gene: ABRAXAS1
Product: abraxas 1, BRCA1 A complex subunit
Exons: 9
Coding region: 203-1273 (356 amino acids)
Biological process (GO): mitotic spindle assembly; attachment of spindle microtubules to kinetochore; protein K63-linked deubiquitination
Cellular component (GO): nucleus
Molecular function (GO): polyubiquitin modification-dependent protein binding; microtubule binding
Source: RefSeq, a predicted model, not a curated record
AGCCUUUUUCUGAUAUCCCACCUAAACCUUCCCCAGCUCAGCUUCAUACCGUUCCCUCCGGUCCUGUCACCGCCGACAGAGGGAAGAAAUCGGGGUCUGAAGCUCCACUUCUCCUCUUGAGGCAGCUGUGGAAUGCAAUGAGGAAGGUUUUCUCCUUGGAGAUGUGAAAGGUGAAGCCAAGAACAGCAUCACAGACUCACAAAUGGAUGAUGUUGAAGUUGUUUAUACAAUCGACAUACAGAAGCAUAUUCCAUGCUACCAGUUGUUCAGCUUUUAUAAUUCUGCAGGAGAACUGAAUGAACUUGCCCUGAAGAAAAUAUUAUCAGGCUGUAAGAAGAGUGUAAUAGGAUGGUACAAAUUCAGACGUAACACAGACCAGACCAUGACAUUCCGGGAGAGAGUUCUUCAUAAAAACCUGCAGUCACACCUAUCAAAUCAGGGGCUUGUAUUCCUCCUUUUAACCUCUAGUGUGAUGACAGAAAGCUGUUCUACUUACAGAUUGGAACACGCUCUGCAUCGGCCUCAGGAAGGACUUUUCCAGAAAGUUCCUUUGGUGGUUACCAACCUGGGCAUGGCAGAACAGCAAGGUUACAGAACAGUGUCCGGUUCCUGUGUAUCCUCUGGUUUUGUGAGAGCCAUGAGACAACACAGGUCAGAAUUCUUCCAUGAAGAUGGGUCCCUACAGGAGGUUCAUAAGAUAAAUGAGAUGUACGCCACCUUGCAGGAGGAACUGAAGAAAAUAUGCAUUACAGUAGAAGUCAGUGAACGAUCUGUAGAGAAACUCUUAGCAGAGGUGAGCCAAUUAAAAGAAGAAAUAAAGAGGAAAAAGCAACAAAAUUGUUCAGGAGAAGACAAAAACCACCCAGUGGAGCCAAAGGAGAAUGUUCUCCUUUGCCAGGCACUACAAACAUUUUUCCCCAAUUCCAGAUUUCAGACAUGCAUUGUUUCUUUCAAAGGCCAACAGAUAUCCAAGAACUGCUGUAACACAGACCAUCACAUUAAUGUCAUGGACAAACUGACUCUCAUGGUAGAGGAAAGAGACUUCACUGAAGCUGAAACAAGGCAUCUAAACAAGCGUAAGGGCAGGGAGACCACAUCAGUUUCAAAGUCAUUCAAGAAGUCCAGAUCAUUGCAGCUUCACCAAGAACCACUUCAAGACCAAGAGGACAGUGACCAGGAAAGGAAACUUACACUGAGUAGCACUGAAACAGAUGAGGAUGUGUUUGAAAAAAACAGAGAUGCAAAGGAAUACCCACACUCUCCUACUUUCUGAUCUGUCAGAUGACUUCAUGCCAAAAGCUACUGCUGGUGUACUCCAGUGAUGUAUCAAUCUCUAGCACUGCAAGGAUGGAUGUAACAGGGCAUUUUUGCAGGUUGUUUUUUUUCUGUUUU